AUGGCCAAUGUUGGAGCUGCGUAUUCAUUGUUUGCUGCCUCCUUCAGUCCUGAUUUGACGAAUGUCGACGGAUUUCUUUCAACUUUGCUUCAAAUCAUUGUCUCGCCUGAAUCUGAUGCUACUGUCAGACAAGCUGCUGCAAUCUACUUCAAGAAUCAAAUCAAUGGAAGAUGGGGGAGAGAUGCGUCUGAAGGGCAACUUAUCGGUCCCCACGACACGAUCGUCGUAAAGCAAAACAUGUUGCAGUCAAUCGUGCAUGCUCCUCAUAUCAUUAGACUGCAAUUGUCCACUUGCUUGGCCAGCAUGCUCGGCGUAGACUAUCCCGAAAAAUGGCCAGAGUAUCUACCAAACGUAGACACCUUGCUCAGGUCAAAUGUCAGAGAAACGAUACUUGGAGGUCUCAUUUGCUUGCAGGAGCUCGUCAAAGUCUACCAGUGGAAGACUAUAGAAAAGAGAGGACCAUUGAGCAAAAUCAUCAAAACUACCUUCCCAACUUUAUUAGCAAUCGCCAAUCCUCUAGUAGCUCAAGAUACCACUGAGGCUGCUGAGAUGCUGAAAAUCAUAUUGAAAAUAUACUCAAUGGCCAUACAGCAUGCACUUCCAAAGCCACUACAAGAAGUCACAUCUCUCGUCCAAUGGGCUACCUUGUUUGUAAAUACCAUCAAAAAGGACUUGUCAACCAUACAGAUGCCUGCUGACGUAGAAGUUAGAGAAAAACAUGCAUGGUGGAAGGCAAAGAAAUGGGCUUAUCAGUGCUUAUAUCGUCUCUUGUCAAAACAUGGAAAUCCAAACACACCAGCUCCAGGCGGUGACAAGAAUGAAAAAGCUCAUGCGGCAUUCGCGAAAAUGUUUAUGGAAAACUUUGCUCCCGAAAUCGUACGAGCAUACCUGCAACAGUUGCAAUUGUGUAUAUCAGGUGUUUGGAUGACGAAUCGCGCAAAGCAGUUGAUUGCGCUCUUCUUUUGUGAAUGUGUCAAGCACAAGACAACAUGGCAGUUGAUGAAGGGUUCUUUGGAGCCAUUGGUUAUAUCAUUCAUCUUUCCCUUAUUGUGUUUCUCGGAUGAAGACAAGGAGACUUGGGAGAAUGAUCCUGUAGAGUAUAUUCAUAAGAAAGUUGACCCAAUGGAAGAAUUCAGAUCACCCGUAGUCACUGCCGAACACUUGCUAUUUACCAUCGUCAAGGACCGAUUCAAACAAACCUUCUUGCCCGUCAUGGCAUUUGUCAACAACAUUCUUGUACAAUAUAAUGCUCAACCACCGAACGCCAGAGAUCCUAGGAUGAAGGAUGGUGCCUUGUCAAUGGUUGCUAGGCUUGCGGAUCAGAUUUUGAGCAAGAAAUCAUCACUGAGAGGCCAAAUGGAAGAGUUCUUAGUGCGAGAAGUUUAUCCAGAGUUUAGGAGUCCAGUACCAUUCAUGAGGUCAAGGGCUUGUGACGUAAUUCGAGUGUUUAGUGAUUUAGAGUUCCAAAAUGAAGAGAAUCUUCAUACUGCCUUCCAACACAUACUGAACUGUUUGCAAGAUACUGAACUCCCCGUUCGUGUGGAAGCAGCAUUAUGUCUCAACUCGUUUUUCCGUCAUGACUCAAUACAAGAAGCAAUGAAACCUCAUGCUCAGAAUAUUAUGCAAGUCUUGCUCAACUUGACCAAUGAAAUCGACAUGGACACACUUACAGAAGUUAUGGAGCAACUUGUACAAGAGUUUGCCACAGAACUCACACCAUUUGCUGUUCAACUUACCACUCAGUUGCGUGAUACCUUCCUGAGAAUCAUUGGUGAAGUAUACAACAAUGCCGAUGAACCAGAAAUGGAUGAGAGUGAUGUGGAUAAGACGAUGGCUGCUAUGGGUGUGUUGAAGACCAUGAGCUCGUUAGUGCUAGCUGUUGAAUCAUCACCUGAGAUCAUGAACGAACUCGAACUGACAUGUAUUCCGGUCGUUCAAUACGUUUUGGAAAAGAAUGUCAUCGACUUGUAUGAGGAAGCUUUUGAAAUCAUUGACACAUGUACAUUCUGCUCCAAGAGGAUAUCACCUGCCAUGUGGAAUGUUUUUGGGUUGAUUUACAAGGCAUUCAAAGAGGAUGCUUGUGAUCAUAUAGAAGAAAUGCUACCAUCACUUGAGAACUUUUUGUGUUAUGGCAGUCUGGUAAUUGCUGAAACGCCCCAGUAUUUGACUAUGAUGUACGAUAUUGCCGAGACUUCUGUUCACUCUGAAUCUCCAUCAGAUCGUAUAAGAGGAUGCCAAUUGAUUGAAUCCAUGAUGCUCAAUCUUAGAGGUGUUUUAGAUCAAUACAUUCCAAAAUUCAUGGGCAUUGCCAUUCAAUUCUUGAGGAAUCCCGAAGAGCUGGAUUCUAUGGCUUUAAGGGUGCAUAUUGUUGAGAUUGUCCUGAAUUGCACAUACUACAACCUUCAAAUAACUCUCCAAUGUCUUGAACGUGAAAACUAUACCGUUAACUUCUUCACGUUCUGGUUUGCUCAUUUGGAUGAUUUCAUGAGGGUUCAAGACAAAAAACUCUGUAUACUCGCAUUAUGUACGAUCCUUCAAGCUGAUCCAAACCUCAUCCCUGGACCGUUGCAAACAAGUGUAUCUCAACUUGUGUAUGGAAUUGUGAAGGUGUUUGAGUCGUAUCCUGAAGCUCUCAAACGUCGUAAAGAUCUUGAAAGGCAAUACGAGGGAGAUGACGACGACGAUGAAGAAAUAGACGAUGAGGAGGAAGGUGAAGGGACUGGUAAUACGUCGACUGAUUUGAGUUCUCAUCCUGAAGCUGAUGAUGAUGACGUUCAUAAUGAGGAUGAUGAGUACCUAGAAUACCUCGCUGCUCAAGCACGAGGAUACCGAGACGGCGACGAAGACAGUAUAGAAGACGAAAUGGAAGAAGACGUCUAUUACUUUUCACCACUCGAUACCGUCGACCCUUACACGCAAUUCCAUUCCUGGGUCACUACAUCACCAAACGCCAUGCAGCUCUUGUCAUCACUACCUGGAGACUUGCAAGCCAAAGUGCAAAAGAUUUUGCAUACUGCUCAAGAAGAGAUGCAGAAACGGGCGAAUGAGGAAGCUGCUAAAGCGCAGGCUGAGCAGGCAGCGCGACAACAGUUGCAGCAAGGUGGUGGUGGUGGUGUUGCUAAUGGGCAUGCGAGAUAG
Molecule: messenger RNA, 3138 nt
Organism: Synchytrium microbalum
Lineage: Eukaryota; Fungi; Chytridiomycota; Chytridiomycetes; Synchytriales; Synchytriaceae
Exons: 24
Coding region: 1-3138 (1045 amino acids)
Biological process (GO): protein import into nucleus
Cellular component (GO): cytosol; nuclear envelope
Molecular function (GO): small GTPase binding
Source: RefSeq, a predicted model, not a curated record